Messenger RNA from Guillardia theta CCMP2712, 1663 nucleotides. RefSeq lists its product as hypothetical. NCBI's taxonomy places the organism in Eukaryota, Cryptophyceae, Pyrenomonadales, Geminigeraceae. Gene Ontology annotation, molecular function: 9,9'-di-cis-zeta-carotene desaturase activity. Gene Ontology annotation, biological process: carotenoid biosynthetic process. Bases 49 to 1617 code for a protein of 522 amino acids. The record is from RefSeq and is a predicted model, not a curated record. The transcript has 2 exons.
GAUUCAGUGCUGGGAAGCGACACCUCUGGACUCCUCAACGAUCGUCUCAUGCAGAAGGCGUUUCAGGGACCUUCAGUCCGUUUCCCCGAGGAGAAGAAGCUUAAGAUCGGGAUAGUCGGCUCCGGUCUUGCCGGGAUGGUCACAGCGAUGGAUCUGGUGGAUGCCGGGCACGAGGUCGAGAUCUUCGAGGCUCGUAACUUCGUUGGAGGGAAGGUAGGGAGCUGGGUGGACAAGGACGGGAACCACAUCGAGAUGGGGCUCCACGUGUUCUUCGGCUGCUACUACAACUUGUUUGGUAUCCUCCAGCGCGUGGGCACGUUUGACAAGUCGCUGCGCCUCAAGGAGCAUCGACACAUCUUCGUCAACGAGGGAGGAUGGACGGGAGAGCUCGACUUCCGUAUGGGAGGCAUCGGCGCUCCCUUCAAUGGGCUCAAGGCCUUCGCUACCACCGAGCAGCUCGGCCUCUACGACAAGCUCAUGAACGCGGUCAGGCUGGGCACGUCGCCGAUCGUGCGGGCGCUGGUCGACUUCGAUGGCGGGAUGGACAUGGUGCGAUCACUGGACGACAUCUCCUUCUCCGAGUGGUUCCUCCGGCUUGGGGGGUCGCGCGGGAGCAUCAAGAGGAUGUGGGACCCGAUCGCGUACGCGCUCGGCUUCAUCGACUGUGACAACAUCUCCGCUCGCUGCAUGCUCACCAUCUUCCAGCUCUUCGCCGUCCGGUCCGAAGCCUCCGUGCUGCGCAUGUGCGAGGGCUCGCCCAACACGUUCAUCAGCGGGCCCAUCGUGGACUACCUCAAGGAGAGGGGAGUGAAGUUCAACCUCAACUCUCGCGUAGAGGACAUUAUGCACGAGGUUGACGCGCAGGGAAAGCCGACGUUUGUCAAGGGGAUCGAGGUGGCGCUGGAUGGCGGGGAGCCUGUCAAGAAGAACUUCGACGUUGUUGUGUGCGCGCAGGACGUGCCGGGGAUCAAGAAGCUUCUUCCCGAGAGCUUCCGCAAGCACGACAUGUUCGACAGGAUCUACAAACUGGAGGGAGUUCCAGUCGCCACCGUUCAGCUGCGAUUUGACGGCUGGAUCACUGAGAUGCAGGACAAGGAGGCGAUGAAGAAGAUCAACGAGGACCUCUCCGAUGGGAAGGCACCGGGCAUCGACAAUCUGCUCUACAGUGCCGACGUCGAGUUCUCCUGCUUCGCUGAUCUUGCCCUUACCUCCCCUGCCGAAUACUACAAGGAAGGAGAGGGCUCUCUUCUCCAGUGCGUCCUCACUCCUGCUGAUCGCUUCAUGAGCAUGCCCCCUGAGGAGGUCGCUCGCAUCACCUGCGAGCAGGCGUACAAGCUCUUCCCCUCGGCGCGUGAGCAGGGACUCAAGUGCACCUGGAGCAACGUGGUGAAGCUCCGAGAGUCGCUCUACCGCGAGGCUCCCGGCAUGGACAAGUUUCGACCGGCUCAGAAUACUGUGAUCCCCAACUUCUUCCUCUCCGGGAGCUACACGUACCAAGACUACAUCGACUCCAUGGAGGGCGCAACCAAGAGCGGCCUCUUGUGUGCCGAAGAAGUCAUCAAGGCUACCGAGUCGCUGGUGAGCCUGAGGGAUUCCAAGAUGAAGGCGACGGCAUGAGAGGAGGGGAGGAGCAUGUGCAAGAAUAAACGAGUAGCUUUUAGGA